Seminavis robusta is the source of this 6606-nucleotide messenger RNA. The record is from the annotation of a GenBank genome assembly. Lineage: Eukaryota; Bacillariophyta; Bacillariophyceae; Naviculales; Naviculaceae.
UCACCUUCUCAACGCAAGCUGCCUUGUAGUUGAGCGCUUUACCGUUUCGCGUUUUGGUUUGUUCCUUUGGCAAAGAUUGCAAAAAAGAUCCGAGGGUAUUAUUUUUUUUCUGUCAAGAUAUCACUGGUUGUUUGGAGUGCUGUUGCUCUGGCAAUCACUACCAAAGAAGAUAGAUAGAUAUUGGGUAGCAUCAUCCCUUCGGUAUCCCCAGAACAAAGAGCUCUUGGUGAUAGACUUGCUUGGCGGAACAUUCAAAAGAACACUCUGAGCAGAAAAUCGACCUUUCGUGUUCUGCAAAACCCUAGUAUACCCCCCUUCUAUUCAUUCAUUUCCAAGUGAUAAGACUCCAUCAAGAUGGGAAAAGACGCGCAGCCUUACGUGUACAUUCGAGAUGAGGAACAUGCUUGGGUUCCGGCCCGCCAGCUGAGUAACGAUGGGAAAAAGGCGACGGUAGCCGUGCAAAAGUACAAGAGUGAAGAUGAGAUGAUGGCCAACGCUUCCUCGACAUCUGGAACCAAAGUGGAACAGAAAACCAUCGACCUCAAGACGUAUCCUGGAGGCAAUUUGCCCAUGCAGAAUGUGGACGAUGGAGGAAAACUUGGAAAUCACGAAGAUAUGGUCAAUCUUCCCUAUCUGCAUGAGGCCGCCAUUUUGUACAACAUCAAAAUCCGUCACAACAAGGCCCUCCCGUACACCCGUACAGGAGACUUGGUAGUGGCCGUCAAUCCGUAUCAGUGGAUUGAAUCCCUCUACACCAUGGAGAAGCGCAAGCUCUACGCAAAGAAACUUGUUUGGGAAAAUUCAGAGACAGACCCCCGAGAACACUUGGCCCCUCACGUCUACGAAACAUCGGCUCUGUGCUACAAGGGCAUGGCCUUUGACGGAAUCAACCAGUCCAUUUUGGUGUCUGGAGAAUCUGGAGCUGGAAAAACCGAGACGGUCAAGAUUUGUAUGAAUCAUAUCGCCAGUGUGCAGGAAGGUCCCAGUUCCGCCAUGGCGGAGAUGUCGCCCGUCGUCAAACGUAUCCUCGACUCCAAUCCCCUCCUAGAAGCCUUUGGAAAUGCCAAAACCCGCCGUAAUGAUAACUCCAGUCGAUUCGGAAAAUAUCUCCAGCUUCAAUUUGAUGGUGCCGGAGGUGUGGGCCGAUCGGUGGCCAACCUGGCAGGAUCCAAGGCCGAGGUCUUUUUGCUUGAGAAAAACCGUGUCUGCAAGCAUGAUGAUUGGGAGAGAACCUAUCACAUUUUCUACCAGCUCGUCGCCGCGCCCGAUAGCGACAAGGCGGGAAUCUGGGAUAGCCUCAAAGGAACCAAUAACGAUUCCUUCAAGUACGUCGGCAAGUGCGAGCCCAUGAAGUUUGAUGGCAUGACUGAUGCCGAGCACUACCUGAACACUACCAAAGUCCUCAAGUUUGUGGGUCUAUCGGACUCCGAUGUCAAAAAGUUCUACAAUGCCAUUUGUGUUGUACUUCAGCUUGGAAACGUCACGUUUGGUGCUGCCGGUGGCGACGCGGACAAAUCUGCUGUCACUUCCGCCGGUGAGCUCUCCAAACUGGCUUCGCUCAUGGGACUCGCAGAACCCGAAAUUACACUGGCUCUCACGGAAAGGACCAUGAAAACCAGGGAUGAAUGCUACAAGGUACCUCUCGGCCCCGCUGUCGCCAAGGAUAGUGCGGAUGCUCUCGCCAAGGAGGUGUAUGGAAAGAUCUUUCUCUGGGUCGUCAAAGCCAUCAACGUAAGGACGUCUGCCGAAGCGAAUUACCCAGGAGAUGCCCCAGGAAAGAAGUAUGGAAUCAUUGGUCUCCUGGAUAUUUUCGGAUUUGAGUCCUUUGGCGUGAACCGCUUUGAACAGCUUUGCAUUAACUACGCCAACGAGAAGCUACAGCAGAAGUUUACGGAAGACAUCUUCAAGGCCGUCAUGGAUGAGUACAAGUAUGAAGGCAUUCCGUUGCAGGAUAUCAAGUUCGACGACAACACCGAUGUGCUCGACCUUGUGGAGAGUCGAACAGGUCUCUGUGCUCUCUUGAACGAAGAAUGUGUGCGUCCCAAAGGAAGCGGCGAAGGCUUUGUGAACAAGGUUUUGGCCGCCCACAAGAAGUCGCCAUGCUUGGUGCCACACAAGACCGACCGCCUCAGCUUUGGUGUGGUCCAUUAUGCUGGCCUAGUUUACUAUGAGGCGUCAGGGUUCGUGGAGUCUAACAAGGACACACUGCCCACAGAUCUUGAGGAUGCCGCUACCAAGUGCUCCAACUCCAUCAUUGCGGAUGCCUUCACUUUCGAGAAAUACGCGGCUGCUGCUGGCGGCACGAAGGGAAAACCCAAGCGACAGAAAUCCAACCUUAUGGCGCCUACAGUGUGGACCAAGUACAAGACCCAGUUGUCGAGUUUGAUGACCAGCUUGUAUGCCACACAGUCUAAAUACAUCCGUUGCAUCAAACCCAACACUGUCAAGAAGCCGCUCAUUAUGGAGCACAAGACAUCUGUGGAGCAACUUCGCUAUGCUGGUAUUGUGGCUGGUGUGACUAUUUCGAGAUCCGCCUUCCCAAAUCGUCUGGCCAACUCUGUGGUGUUCUCUCGCUACAACAGUAUGUGGGACAAGGAUAAGUACCCGUCCAAGAAAUCCGGGGGCAUGUCCAUGCCAGAAUUGGUCAAAGCGGAUUGCGAAGCCGUCAUGGAGUGUGCACUCAAGGAGAAGGAAACGAAAAACAAAGAUGGCAAGAUGAUCAAGGCGUUUGUUUGUGGAAAGACGAAGACGUACUUUCGCUCAGGAGCGUUGGAGUUUCUCGAGUCUCAGCGCGUCACUGGUCUCGACUCCCAAGCAAUCACCGUCCAAAAGGCCGUUCGAGGUUGGCUUGUCCGCAAGUACCAGGUCAACACGGGUAAGAUCAAACAGGAGCAGGCCGAAAGGGAACGCCUCGAGGAGUUGGAGCGACAGGAAAGGUUGAAGCGAGAGAAAGCAGAGCGCGAUGCUAAGUUCAAAGAAGCGCAGAGUGGUUUCGAUAAAGAGAUGAAAGAUCUCCAACGUAAAAUUGCGAAUGAGGAAGAGAGCGGACAGAGGCAGAUUGCGGAUGCGGAGGAAAAUGCUGCGAAGAUGCAGCAGGAGGUGGAUGAAUUGGCCGCGAGAGUCAAGGACGCCGAGGCCGGAAACUUGUCCUUGCAGCAGGAGAAGGAUCGUUUGCAGCUCAGGUUGGAUACAAACAUGAAGACCAUUGAUGGACUUCGCAAGGAGAACAAGAAGCUCAAGAAGUCUCUCGAGAAGGUUGAAAAGCAGACUGGCGAUUUGAACAGCAACAACAAAAAGCUCACGAAGCAGUGCGACAAGAACGCUGAGCUCUUCAACGAUACGGAGGGUGAACUACAAUACGCAGACAAUGUGAACGGUCGGCUGCUUGAUACAUUGGAGGACACCAAGGAAAACAAUCUCAAAAACAAAGACGAGGUCGCACACCGUCAAUUGCGGUACAUGGCAGUUGCAGAGUCUCGAUUGGAGCUCCAGAAGACAAUGGCGUAUAUCCUGAAUACGAUUGGCGACAAGUUGACCGACAAGAAAUUGCACGAAGAGGUUUUCACCACGGCUCAUGCAGCGGAAGCUCAGGCGAAAGUGCACAUGGAUGCGCUCAAUGCCACGUACGGUGGGUAAGGACGCUGUGUGUGCGAACAACGGUGUGCUGUAUGGAACAACAAUGUAAGGUUUGGCUUGGAGUCUGUUGUUAGCGUUUUCUGGUUUCCUGGUUUUCCCCUUCGUAGAUUGGAAAGGAAACAGCGUACAGAUUAGGAUAGGAAAAUAACUUGUAAAUGUCACUUGUUUCCGUUUUGCCAACGCGUGAGCCGGGGAAGGAGAUUCUAGUUGAUUUGCAUGUAAUCAGUGCCAUCAGCAACCGCGGCGUUGAUCCUCCAGCUAUGCCAUGCGGCUGUCAGUGGAAGCACCCGUUUUAUUGUACGGCAACACCAUGGUACAUGUCGUCAGCAGUUGCUAUUGUGGAGUUCGAAGCAUUGUGUGGCAAAGGAUCUCUGGGAGAGUCUGUGUGGCUUCUGAAUAUCCCGACUCCAGAGCAGUACCAUUGCCUUGACCGCGGUCCCUUUGAAAGUUUUUUCUUCUGCCUAGCCAGAGGAAGGCCAAGUCCGAGUGGAAUUGGAUUCCCCUGUGCAACGGCUUUGUGGACGACUUGGCACGCUUUGGACAAGCAAACUACACAUAUAACACAAAUGGCAAAUGUAAGAGCCAAAAUCUUGCAAGUCUAUGGUGUAUGAUUGGUGAACAACAAUCCUUGCUUGCGCUACUAGCUAGAUGUGCGUCGUUUUUGAUUCUCGCAACGGUCCAGCAACAGCAUGAUUGAAUUGGAUCAUUCAAAGAUUCACAGGUUUGGGAUACCCUGACACCAUGUCCUUCUCCCUACAAACCUGUGGAAACUGAGCCACACACAUACACAACAGGCGCAGAUCAUCCUACACCAGGUCAUCCCCAAGAAAGGACCUUUCACCCCCCCUUAGAGCCCAGCUGUGGUGUUGCCUGCCUUGAGAGCUGUGAGAGCUACAAUGGCACUGAUUCCUAGUGCACUGAUGGCAACAGAGCUUUUCAGAGUCCCACCAGUUCUUUCAAAAGGGUUAAACCCAGUGCCUUGAACAUAAGGAGGCACAUCAAUGUCUUUGGAGUUUUGUUCCAAGGGUAGUUUGCCCUCCCUUCUCAUCUUGGCCAGCUUCUCAAAUGCAUCCCUAUCUCUGAUGUAGGCAUUGUAAAUUGCUGCUGUCCUCUGUUCAGGAGGAAGCCCCUCUACUAACUGAUUGAUGAUUUGAUCGUAGAUUGAUAAAUAGGAAUUUUCCUUGCUGGGACUUGCUGGGUCAUCUUGAGCUUGUAAUGUUGCAUCAGCUAGAUCUGCACUGCCAUCCAGCACGUGGGCAAGGUCAGGUGCUAGUGUCCUUUGCCCCUCAGGCAAUUUCUCUGCUGCCUGGCGUGUGUCAUCUGUGUUGGCAGGUGGAGUAUCAAAUUGCCCGUUCACAAGGCCAGAUGCCUUUGCUAGAGUACCUUCCUUCAACAUUCUCACUGGUGGAGGCUUCAUACCAGCAGGGCCCUUCCAUUUCGCAUAAUUCCUGUAGAGUGCUGGGCCAGUGCCCGCACCUCUGGGCACAGAACCAGAAGAUGCAACAGAGUCAUCCUUUUGAAUGACAGAUCCCUUCUCCUCUUGUGUAACAUCCUCUGGUGCAUGACUACCUUCACUAAUCUUCACCAAGUCUUUAAAUCCCUCACUCAGUUCCGUCAAACUAGCAAGGCGACGAGCUAAACCCUGUGUCAAUGUAUCAGACAUUUCUUUCAAAGCAUCUGAAACUGGCUUGGAAUACUUUCUUGGUGUUGGCCUUGUCUGCUUGACGGGCGUCUCUUGCAGAUCACGAUUUGCUGAUAGAGAAGAAGAAUAUUUGGUUGAUUCACUGAGCCAAGUUGAUGUGCCAGGAACAAAUUCAGCAGUGGUCUCAGCCUUGGACUCGUCAAAAGUGCCACCAUUCAUAUCAAACUCAGUAGUUGGAACUUCACUUGAAUCCAGAAUGGAAUCUGCCCCAUCAUGAGCUGUCAAAGCAAACUCGCUAGUUUCUCUGCCACCUCCGCUGCGGUCAGAUAGCUCCGAUCUGCUCCGUGGAGGUGUGACAGAGGCCACUUGCUCCAGCAUGGGAGCAUUGCUGUCAAGGAAGGCCUCAGUUGGCACUGUAUCAUUGUCAGCAUCUGAUGGUCCAUCUGAUGUAGCUGCUUCACUGGAUACAACACCAGAGCCUGUACCACUGCCACCAAAGAGUCCCAAGAAGUCACAAUUGUCAGAUGCCAGCUUCUUGAAACCAUCGCUGAGUGUCUGGAGCUCAUCAAGAAUGGAGUCAUCGUUUUCAACCAUAGAAGCAGACAAGAUACCAAUUGCCUUCGUACUUUCUUCUGCCAGAGAAACUGCUUGCUCAAGAGAAUGAGAAUCCACAUCCAUGUACGGGUUAACAGUGACAACAGGUGGCAAAUCCAGGCUGAAGUCAGCUUCUGGAUCACUUGAAUUGGGAACUGAUAUGAUAUCAAGAUUCAUGUCAGCAACAUCAGCAUGAUCACCUGCAUCCCCAGAGUCUUGUGCAGAAUCUCCAGCUUUAGCAAAACUAGACCAGAAAUUAUUCUCAUCUGAAGCCAGAUUCUUCAGAGAAAAGCUGAGACUCUGCAGUUCCUCCAAAGUCUUGGCAUCAUUGCUCACCAUUGCAUCAGUCACUCUAUCCAGUGCACGAGAACUUUCUUCUGCCAGGCUGUGUGCUUUAUCUUGUACAUGUUGCCAGCUCAGAUCACCAGAUAAACCCAGGUCAUGAUCUGGUUUAUCUACCACUUCCUCAAAAGCAACUUCUGCGGCCCCAUCUGCUAGUACAUCCAUUACUGGUUCCUCACUGCCUUGUGGACUUGAAAUGAAGGCAGAGGUGCUGGCCGGCUCAACAAAUCCGGAUGGCACAAAGGCGGCCUGCAAGUAUGGCUCAUCAGGUGGUGGUGAGAUUGGUUCAGGCAUAGCUUCUCCAAGUUGCUGAGGAGGAUUUGCUGCUGGUUUAUCCUGCGACAACAAAUCAUACUCAGCAGAGGACAGCCUCCUGAAGGAGUCACUUAGUG